AUGGCAGAAAUAACCAAUGAUACUUUGGUCAAUAUCGACGAACUAGCAGCUUCAAUGAGAGGGGAGUUAGAAAGCUUGCCUGUUCUGUCCUCAAAGUGUUGCAUCUACACAGUUCCUAAGCGACUGCAUCAUUUGAACGAAAAGGCUUACACUCCUCAACUGGUCUCAAUUGGGCCACUGCACCAUGGCAAACCAGAACUAAGACCGAUGGAAGAGCAUAAAAAGAGGUACCUUCAAGAUUUUCUUCAAAGGACAAAGUGGAGUCUGGUGGAUUAUCUUAAAGUCAUAGGGAAAAAUGAGAAAAAACUACGAGAUUGUUAUGCGGAAAUCAUAGGAUUUAGCAGUGAUGAGUUCAUAAAAAUGAUUCUAGUGGAUGCUGCCUUCAUCAUUGAAGUCUUGUUGAGGUAUCAUUCCAAACCAAUGCGAAAUGAAAAGGAAAAUGAUCGAGUAUAUAAUAAACCAUGGGCGAUACUAGAUAUAAGGAAAGAUAUGUGGUUACUUGAAAAUCAGCUUCCUUUCUUUAUUCUGGAGGAUCUUUUUGAUCCUGCAAGAAUAACCUUGCCGUCUGGCGAAAAUCAAACGCUUUCAAUCACCAAGCUUGCCUAUGAGUUCUCAAAAGAUUUGUGGGACUUGGAGGAAAUGGAGGAGAAAUCUCAGAAAAACAAAUCCCCUAAAGUGCAUCAUCUAGUUGACUUUUUGUGGAUUUGCCAUCAACCUCCUCAGUCGAAAUCCAAGAAGAAACUUAAAACUCUGGGCAUACCCAGUGCAACAGAGCUCCAUCAGGCUGGGGUCAAGUUCAAGCUGGGGGCAAGCAAAAACUUAUUUGACAUAAAAUUCAAGAAUGGGAUUUUGGAGAUACCCAGAUUGGAAAUAGUCGGUGCGACAGAGCUGUUAUUCAGAAAUCUGCUGGCAUUUGAGCAAUGCCAUUGUUCUAAGAACUACAUAAAUGACUAUGUCAUCAUUAUCAAUCACCUUGUCAACACGGCUAAGGAUGUGGAAUUACUUGUUAAAGAUGGAAUUGUUGAGAACUGGCUCUGGGAUGAUGAAGGGAUAUCAGCUCUUUUUCAUGGCCUUGUCAAAGAGACUUCUGUCAUCAUCGACGAUUUCUAUUUUUCUGGUCUGGUUGAAAAGCUGAAUGCAUAG
Populus euphratica (Euphrates poplar) is the source of this 1143-nucleotide messenger RNA. RefSeq names its product UPF0481 protein At3g47200-like. NCBI's taxonomy places the organism in Eukaryota, Viridiplantae, Streptophyta, Magnoliopsida, Malpighiales, Salicaceae. The record is from RefSeq and is a predicted model, not a curated record. The coding region runs from base 1 to 1143 and encodes 380 amino acids. The transcript has a single exon.